AUGUAUUCGACAAACCUCGCUUCUUACUUGGACAAUUGUUCAGACGCUCUCUCACUGAGAAAACUCCACGCUCGCAUUUUCGCUCACGGCCUCGGAAACAAUAUAUUUCUCGGCUUCAAGCUCCUGAAUUGCUACGCAAAGUUCGACCUUUUAUCAGAUUCCAGAUGGGUUUUCGACAGAAUCGUCAACGGGAAUCUGUCUCUCUGGAGUGCAAUUCUUGUUGGGUAUUUCAGAGCCGGUCAAUUCGACGAAGUUCUUCGGCGGUACGUGGAUUUGAGGCGAUGGAAUAUCGGGUUGGAUAGCGGCGCCAUUACGUUUGGUUUGAAAAGUUGUAUCGAGUUGGGGGAUUUGGGAUUUGGACGAGGGAUUCAUGGGGAUGCUUUGAAGUCUGGGUUUAGUUCAAAUGGAUUUGUGGGUUCGUCGCUUAUCGGGUUGUACUCUAGAUUUAGGUUUGUUGAAGAUGCAGCUGAAGUGUUCGAUGAAAUUACUGGGAGAGAUAUUGUUGCUCAGAGUGGCGACCAACGUGCUUGUGAGGCUUUUGGGUUUGCUCGCCGUAUGCAGCGGCAAGGAUUGCAUCCAAAUCGGGUCACUCUUGUUAGCUUACUUCAGGCAGCGUCGCAGUUAGAGUUACUGAAAGAAGGACGUUCAGUCCAUGGCUGUGCUAUUAGAAGAGGAAUUGGUGGUUCGGAUGAAGUAUUCGAAACAAGUCUCGUGGACAUGUAUAACAAAUGUGGAUCCCCAUUUUUGGCUAUAUGA
Pyrus x bretschneideri (Chinese white pear) is the source of this 756-nucleotide messenger RNA. Its product is annotated as pentatricopeptide repeat-containing protein At1g06140, mitochondrial-like. The record is from RefSeq and is a predicted model, not a curated record. Gene Ontology annotation, biological process: RNA modification. Gene Ontology annotation, molecular function: protein binding; RNA binding. The transcript has a single exon. Lineage: Eukaryota; Viridiplantae; Streptophyta; Magnoliopsida; Rosales; Rosaceae. The coding region runs from base 1 to 756 and encodes 251 amino acids.